UCUGCAGCCUGGCAACAGAGCAAGACUCCGUCUCAAAACAACAACAACAACAAAAACAAACAAAAGACGUAAGACGUGGACUGCUGGAGAAUGGGGGUGCUGCCUGCAGUCAAAACAGAGUGGGGCUGCCCAGCUCAGGGCCAGAAUGAUCCUAUUCCCAGCACUUCUCAGUCAGGCUCUGUGGCUCAACUAAGAAACCAGCCUCCCUUGCAGGCAAUGGCCUAGCUGGCCUGGUCUCCUGGAGGCUCUCUUCAAAUAUUUACAUCCACACCCAAGAUACACUCUCAAGAAUUGACUUGCAUUAUUGCUAUGGGCCAAGUUUUCAUCUGCAGUUUAAAUCUGUUUCCCAACCUACGUUCCUAUGUCCUAGGGGUUUGGAAUUCUAGAUCGUAUUUGAAGUGUUGGUGUCACACACACACCUUAACACCUGCACGCUGGCAACAAAACCAUCCGCUCUGCAGCACAGCUGGGGCCGCCUGACCUUUCUCCUGUCCUCCCUGCUUCAGCUCAGCAGCUGGGCAGCAGGGGAUGCAUGGCCACUGGCCGGCCAGGUGCAGCUCUCAGCUGGGGUGUUCAGAGGACGCCUCUGUCCCCGCCUCCCCCAUCCCUCUGUCGCCUUUGGAGGCAGAGAACUUUGCCCGCCAGUCCCAUGGGGAAUGUCAACAGGCAGAGGCAGCGCUGCAGAGAUUUCAUCAUGGUCUCCCGAGCCCUCGGGCUCCUCUGCCUUCUGCUUGGGCUUCAGGGCUGUCUGGCUGCAGUCUUCGUAACCCAGGAGGAAGCCCAUGACGUCCUGCACAGGCAGCGGCGCGCCAACUCGUUCCUGGAGGAGCUGCGGCCGGGCUCCCUGGAGAGGGAGUGCAAGGAGGAGCAAUGCUCCUUCGAGGAGGCCCGGGAGAUCUUCAAGGACCUGGAGAGGACGAAGCUGUUCUGGAUUUCUUACAGUGAUGGGGACCAGUGUGCCUCAAAUCCGUGCCAGAAUGGGGGCUCCUGCAAGGACCAGCUCCAGUCCUAUAUCUGCUUCUGCCUCCCUUCCUUCGAGGGCCGGAACUGUGAGAAGAACAAGGACGACCAGCUGAUCUGCGUGAACGAGAACGGCGGCUGUGAGCAGUACUGCAGUGACCAUGCGGGUGCCAAGCGCUCCUGUUGGUGCCAUGAGGGGUACUCGCUGCUGGCAGACGGGGUGUCCUGCAUGCCCACAGUUGAAUAUCCAUGUGGAAAAAUACCUAUUCUGGAAAAAAGAAAUGCCAGCAAACCCCAAGGCCGAAUUGUCGGGGGCAGGGUGUGCCCCAAAGGGGAGUGUCCAUGGCAGGUCCUGUUGUUGGUGAAUGGAGCUCAGCUGUGUGGAGGGACCCUGAUAAACACCAUCUGGGUGGUCUCUGCGGCCCACUGUUUCGACAAAAUCAAGAGCUGGAGGAACUUGACCGCGGUGCUGGGCGAGCACGACCUCAGCGAGCACGAAGGGGAUGAGCAGAGCCGGCGGGUGGCGCAGGUCAUCAUCCCCAGCACGUAUGUCCUGGGCGCCACCAACCACGACAUCGCGCUGCUCCGCCUGCAGCGGCCCGUGGUCCUCACUGACCAUGUGGUGCCCCUCUGCCUGCCCGAACGGACGUUCUCCGAGAGGACGCUGGCCUUCGUGCGCUUCUCGUUGGUCAGCGGCUGGGGUCAGCUGCUGGACCGUGGUGCCACAGCCCUGGAGCUCAUGGCCCUCAACGUGCCCCGGCUGAUGACCCAGGACUGCCUGCAGCAGUCACGGAAGGCGGAAGCCUCCCCGAAUAUCACGGAGUACAUGUUCUGUGCCGGCUACUCGGACGGCAGCAGGGACUCCUGCAAGGGGGACAGUGGAGGCCCACACGCCACCCGCUACCGGGGCACGUGGUACCUGACAGGCAUCGUCAGCUGGGGCCAGGGCUGCGCGGCCGUGGGCCACUUCGGGGUGUACACCAGGGUCUCCCAGUACAUCGAGUGGCUGCAAAAGCUCAUGCACUCGGAGCCACGCCCAGGCAUCCUCCUGCGAGCCCCAUUUCCCUAGCCUAGCAGCCCUGCCCCCUGGAGAGAAAGCCAAGGCUGUGUAGAACUGUCCUGGCACAAAAUCCCAUCGAUUCUUCUGCAGUUCAUGGGGUAGAGGAGGGCAUGGGAGGGAGGGAGAGGUGGGGAGGGAGACAGAGACAGAAACAGAGAGACAAAGAGACAGAGAGAGACUGAGGGAGAGAUUCUGAGGACAUGGAGAGACUCAAAGAGACUCCAAGAUUCAAAGAGCUUAAUAGAGACACAGAGAAGGAAUCGAAAAGAUGAGAUGCAGAGGCAGACAGGCGCUGGACAGAGGGGCAGGGGAAUGCCGCGGCUGUCCUGGAGGCAGACAGCCCAGCUGAGCCUCCUUAUCUCUCUUCAGCCAAGCCCACCUGCCCGUGAUCUGCUGGCCUCAGGCUGCUGUUCUGCCUUCAUUGCUGGAGACACUAGAGGCAUGUACACACGUGGAUGCAUACACACACACCAAUGCACACACACAGAGAUAUGCACACACAUGGAUGCACACACAGAAGGUCACACAGAGAUAUGCAAACACACUGACACACACAGAGAUAUGCACAUACACGGAUGCAUAUACACAGAUGUGCACACACAGAUGCGUGCACACCACACCAAUGCACACACACACUAAUGCACACACACGGAUGCAGAGAGAUGCACACACACAGAUGCACACAGAUAUGCACACACAUGGAUGAGUGCACACACACCAAUGUACACACACAGAUAUGCACACACGGAUGCACGCACACCGAUGCUGACUCCAUGUGUGCUGUCCUCCAAAGGCGGUUGUUUAGCUCUCACUUUUCUCGUUCUUAUCCAUUAUCAUCUUCGUUUCAGACAAUUCAGAAGCAUCACCAUGCAUGUUGGCAAAUGCCCCAAACUCUCCCCCAAAUGUGCCGGGCUGCACAGGCCGUUCCCCACCGGCUUCCCAACUUCACAAUAAAUGGCUGCAUCUCCUCCGCACGCCUGUGGGGCCUGCCACCCACCGUGUAGCCUGUGAUUCAUUUUCAGAGCCCCCAGUGCUCAUCCUCUGAGAUGCUUUUUUCUUUCACAGUUUUCAGCAUCACUGAAAUGAACCCUCACAUGGCAGCUGUUCUUUUUAAAAACAAAAGCUCUUUGAUAGAUGUUUGAGGCUGUAGCUCCCAGGACCCUGUGGAAUUGGAUGUUCUCUCCCUGCCACAGCCCUUGUCAAUGAUAUUUCGCAGAGACCCUGGGAGCACCUGCUCGAGAAUCAGGGACAUACCACUAAAUGCAGGUUCCCAGGCCCUGGCUGCAGUGGGAGGACCUGGCAAGCUGCACUCUUGCUGAGUCCCCAGGGUGGUGGGGGAAGAAUGAGAAACACGAGCAGAGAAAUGGGGAGGUGACAGACACUGCCUGCACUCAGACUCCGGCAAGCAUGGCUCAGAGAGCGAACUCAAUGCCAUCCCUGCAGGGCCGUCCUGGGUACCAGUGGCGCUCACAGCAGCAAGACAGGCACCAGCAACCCACCUCAGGGGCACUCAGGCAACAUCUAAUUUAGAGCAGACAGGGUCCGUGAACUACAGCCGAGGGCUGCUUCCAAGCCACCCUGCUCUUGUAAAUAAAGUUUUAUGGGAACACA
Molecule: messenger RNA, 3631 nt
Organism: Cercocebus atys (sooty mangabey)
Lineage: Eukaryota; Metazoa; Chordata; Mammalia; Primates; Cercopithecidae
Gene: F7
Product: coagulation factor VII (serum prothrombin conversion accelerator)
Exons: 8
Coding region: 533-2029 (498 amino acids)
Biological process (GO): proteolysis; blood coagulation
Cellular component (GO): extracellular region
Molecular function (GO): calcium ion binding; serine-type endopeptidase activity
Source: RefSeq, a predicted model, not a curated record